Rosa chinensis is the source of this 1488-nucleotide messenger RNA. RefSeq lists its product as uncharacterized. NCBI's taxonomy places the organism in Eukaryota, Viridiplantae, Streptophyta, Magnoliopsida, Rosales, Rosaceae. The transcript is spliced from 4 exons. The coding region runs from base 1 to 1488 and encodes 495 amino acids. Gene Ontology annotation, molecular function: nucleic acid binding; RNA-DNA hybrid ribonuclease activity. The record is from RefSeq and is a predicted model, not a curated record.
AUGAAGGUGCCAACGCCGGUCAGCAUCCCCACCAUCCGGGGUGAUCAGGCUGCGGCGAGGCAAUGCUAUUCUUUGACUGUAUCUCGCGGCAAGGGAAAGUCUGAGAUGUUGCCCGUAGCUACUAACCCUCUGACGGACAGGUACGAGGAUCCCAGAAAUGAUACCGACUCUGACAAAGAACGGCCCAGUGCCGUGGAAGACAUUGAAGAGGUGGUACUAUCAGAGCAGUUCCCGGACAGGACUGUCAAAGUAGGUACCAGGCUGUCUCCGGUUAUCAGGGAAAAGUUGAUCUCGUUCCUCCGCUCUAACGCAUCUGCUUUCUCCUGGUCAUACGAGGACAUGCCUGGUAUACCAACUGAGAUAGCCACGCACAAUCUAAGCAUUAUUCCUUUCUCAGCACCGGUAAGACAAAAGCGAAGAGCCUUCACACACGAUAAGUACCGGGCUAUCCAGGUUGAAGUGAAGAAGUUGAUGACCAUCAACUUUGUCAUGGAAGUGACAUACCCCCGGUGGUUAGCCAACGUGGUCAUGGUACCAAAGAAAUCUCCGAGAUCAUGGCGCAUUGGGUACAACCAAAUUCGAAUGAACCAGGCAAACGAGGAGCACACUACCUUUACCACAGACAAAGGUCUCUAUUGCUACCAGGUCAUGCCUUUUGGAUUGAAGAAUGCAAGUGCCACUUAUCAGCGACUUGUCAACUCCAUGUUUGAAGAAGUCAUCGGUACUAUCAUGGAGGUAUACGUGGACGAUAUGCUAGUAAAAAGUUUAACCUCAGAGGAUCACGUAACCAACUUGUCAAUUGUCUUCACCAUCAUAUUACGCAAUGGUAUGCGGCUUAACCCACAGAAGUGCAUCUUUGGGGUCGAGGUAGGAAAGUUCCUCAGACUGCUAAAAACCCAGCACGUCGAGGUAAUAGCUUGGACUGCUGAGCACGAGGCUGCUUUUCUUAGCCUGAAGGCAUACUUGUCAGAGUACUCGGUGUACUACGCUGGAAAAGGUUACACUGGUGCAGAAUCCAGAUACCCGGACAUUGAAAAAAUAGCAUUGGCCCUCCUGUUAUCGGCCCAUAAGCUUAGACAUUACUUCCAGGCACACUCAAUCACUGUUUUCACUAAUCACCCAUUGAGGAAGGUUUUGCAGAAGCCAGAGACAUCAGGCAGGUUAAUUAAAUGGGCCAUCAAACUAGGGGAGUUCGAUAUCAAGUACCAGCCCCGGACAGCUAUUAAGGGCCAGGCAGCGACAGAUUUUAUUUCUGAGUCAAUUCCCUCUCAUAACCCACCCCCGGGAUCACCUGAACCACCAGCCCCGGAUCCACCUCCACCAAGCACUUGGCGAUUGUAUGUUGAUGGCGCAUCUAACAAGAAGACAAGUGGAGCCGAUAUCCUGCUAAUUAGCCCGAACGAUCAAGUCUACGAGUACGCCCUCAAAUUUGCCUUCAAGGCAUCCAACAAUGCCGCAGAAUACGAGGCACUCAUAGCAGGUCUGUAG